This is a messenger RNA of Adineta ricciae, 3576 nucleotides long. The record is from the annotation of a GenBank genome assembly. Lineage: Eukaryota; Metazoa; Rotifera; Eurotatoria; Adinetida; Adinetidae.
AUGGGUGGCGCAUUCGGCAAGGAUGGAAAGGUUACAAAAUUUUUCGAAAAAAUUCCCGUUGUAGGUUACGGUGUGGCAGCUAUUCAUGGUAUAGCUGGUAAUCAUGACCAAGCAAAGCGAGCAGCUGCUAGCGCAACUAAUUCUACAAUUACUACCAUUGGAACUGUAGCCGGAGGACUGGUGGGUGGACCUGCUGGAGCGAUGGCAGGAGGUGCUGCUGCCAGUGCAAUUGGUAUUGGUGCUGAACACGGAAUUAGUGGACAUAUAAAAGAUCCAGAAGUGCGAAAAGAAGUUGGUGAUGUGUCUGCCAAACGAUUUAUAACUGAUAUGGGAUUUUCAGCAAUUGGAGGUGGUGCAGGUAAAACUGGAUCAAUAGCUGCCAAAGAGGCACUGAAGGAGGCAGGAGUUCAAGGGUUGAAAAAGAAGGCAGGAGAAUUCGUUGCAGGACAAGCAGCCAGUGGUAUAUUUGGUAAGCUUCCUGCCAGCUUGACUGCCACAUCGCUAGCAUCGCAUAACAAACCUCCAACUCAAGAGAUAAAGACAUCAGCAUCGGCUGCAUUGGACAGUGCUGCCGACGACAAUUUACCACAGGCAGCACAAGAACAGGAAGCCGAUCAAUUCAUCAACACAGCUGAUCUGCAGCGAUUACGAGACAUUCAAGAAGAAGUACGUGAAUUACACCAAAAUAUUCGCGAUGCUGAGAAAGAAAUCGAAGAGCUUGACCGAAAGAUCCAGGAGCUCCGUGAAGAACAGGAAACAGCUGAACAGGAACUGAAUGAACUGAUGAAAGAAAUGCAACAACUAACACAAAAAGUUCAGCGACUUCAAGAAGAACUGCAAAAGUUACACGACGCUGAACAACGGCUUAUUGCUGAGCGUGAUCAACUUCAAGCGGCUCUUGCUCAACAUGAACAAGCACUCGAACAGGAAAAGAUGAAGUUACGCGAAAUCGAAAAUCGAAUGCAAGUGCUCGAAAAUGAAAAACGAACUAUCGAACAACAACGACAAGAACUCGCCGAAGCAUUGCGCACUGCAGAGAAAGAAGAACAGGAAGUCAAUCAGCAAAUUGCAAAACUCGAGUCUGAACAAGCACAACUCGAGCAGCAGCUCAAUAGACUUCGUGAAGAAGUCGCUCAACUCCAACAGACAAUCCAACAACUCAAUCAACAACUUCAACAGUUGCAAGAAGAAACUGCGCGAAUCGAGCAAGAAAUCGCCGAACAAAUAGCUCGUUUGCAACAGAUCGAAACAGAAGUAGCUCGCAUUCAAGAAAAGAUUCAACAAAUCGAGCAACAGAUUGCUGAAAAGGAAGCACAGUUGAGAGAAAUCGAACAACAAAUUCAACAGAAGACAGAAGAAAAACAAGCAGCCGAAAGAGAGCUACAAGAAGCCGAACAAAGGCUUCGGGCAUUAGAGAAAGAACUAGAAACAGCCAAAGCUGAAUUGGCAAAUCAACAGGAGAAACUCGCGGAAGCUCAAAGGCAAGUAGCUGAAUGUGAAGCGAAAGUGCAGCAAGCUGAACAGGAGCUCAAUCAAGCCAAAGCAAACCUUGAGCAAGCAGAACAGGAAGUCAAUCGUGCGAAAGAAGAAGUCGACAAGAUUACACAAGAUCUUCAGGCUAAGCAACAAGAAUUCGACGAAGCGACAAAUGAAAAGAAUCGACUCGAUCAAUUACUCGCUGAGAAAGAAAAGGAACUUGAACGGCUGGUCGAAAAUACACAACGACUCGAACAAGAAGUUCAAAAUUGCAAAGCAGAACUUGAUGCUGCCAAUCAACAGUUGAAUGAAUACAUCGAAACACUUCGAAAAGAAGAAGAAUUGGAAGUUCAGAAGCAAAAGGAAGUCGAAGAUGGUGAGCGUGCGUUGAACGAAGCGCAAAAUGAAGCUGAUCAAGCCGAACAAGAGGAAAAUCAAACCAAACGAGAACAUGACGAAGCUGUGCGCGAAGAGGAAAAUGCUCAAAAGCAAAUCGAAGAUGCCGAAAGAAUUUUACAAAAAGCUGAAGCAGUGCUUCGUGCGGCUCAGAUAGCUGCUGAAGCACAAUCAGUUCUCGACACUUUGAAGAUCGGUAAUAACGCCAAAUCAGAUGUUUCAGCGUGUGAAGCAGCCGUGUCACAAGCUCGAUCCUCGCUCGGUGACAAGCAACGCAACAAAUCCGAUGCCAUUGCCAGACGAGAAAGAGCGAACGCUUCGCAUCAAGCAGCUAUUUCCAGAAACAAUGCUGCCAAGGCAAAUCUCGCUACGAAGAAAACCGAGUUGGAAACGAAGCGCAAUGAACUGAGGCAACAAAUCGAAGUUAAAAAUAACGCUAGACAACAGGUAGAAAAACAACAAGGAACUGUCCAAGAUCUGACAACUAAACACAAUGACCUUACUCAAAAACUUGCAACUGCUAAGGAUGAACAGAUGGCUAAAACGAAUGAUGUCAACGAUCAUCGAGCUCAAGUACAAAAACAAGCAGAACGGGUGCAAACGCUCAAUGGAGAAUUGCAAACAGUAAAAGAUCAACUUAACAAUGCCCAACAGAGUCUAACCAGGGCGGAACAGACGAGAACUGAAGCAAACCAGAAGAUGCAAGCAGCCGAAGGUCAGCUUACAGCAGCUCGAGCAGAUCUAGAUGCCAAAAACGCAGCAUGUCGCGAAGCAGAAUCUGCUGUCAAACAAAAAGAACAAGAAGUGGAGAAAAAGCAAAACGACAUCAAUGCACAGCAGACAACUGUCUCCAGUGCUAAGGAGCGCAUAGCAACUGUCGAAUCUGAGUUAAAUCAGACAAAAACAAGAAAAGAUGAAAUGAAUAGAGAAAAGAAAGAACUAGAGAAUCAACGGUCUACUGAACAGAGCAACCGUGACAAACUCAAAUCCGACGAACAACAGACGAAAUCCAAGCUUGAUGCAGCUCAACAGCGAAAGCAACAGACAAUCAAUCGACAACAGGACGUACAGCGACAAAUACAAAAUCAACAAGAAACUAUGAAUCGAAAGGAUGCUGAGAUAAAAAAUACAGAGGGGAAAAUGCAACAGAAACAACAAGAACUUUCCCAGAAGAAGCAGGAACUUGAUCAGCGUAAAGCUCAAGUUCAACAAGUGAAAGAAAAGGUCGCACAGAAUGGCAGAGAUUUGCAAGAAAAAAACGCUGCUAUUGCUGAUACGAAGAGAAAAGCACAAGAACAAACGAAUGCUAAGCAGGCUGCUGAACGGCAGGUUAAUGAAAGUCAACAACGACUUCGAACGGCUCAAGAUCGACUGAAAAAUGUAUCUGAGCAGUUAGCCGAUAAACAAAAAACAUUCGAUGAACAUAGUCGAAAACAAACUGAAUUAAACGGCACGAUCGAUGAGCGAAAAUCAAAUCUGGAACGUAUAGCAGCACAAUCAAAUGAUACUCAUAAUGAUUGGACAUCGAAACGAGCAUGGGUGUCUGAUGCAGCGAGUCACUUGUCUACUCUGACAGGCGAAAUUGACUCGAUAAGAGAAAGAAAUGUAGCUGAAAUUCAAAACAAUACAAAUCGAGCGCGGCAUCGUCCUAAUGAUUAUUUAAUCACACCAAGCCGUAUUCCACAACAACUUCUACGCAAAUAG